UGAGCAGCGAGAGUCCAUUUCCACUAGAGACACACGAGAUUCACACUAGUACUUACUUGUUGACAUCUUGAAUAAGACUAUGGUAGGAGAAGAAAAAAAUCCGAAGUCUCAGCCAGCUAAGCCAGCUAAGGUACUUAUUGACAUCCCAAAUGAGCAUCUAAAUGCACUCAAUGAGAUUAUAAAGCUGGUUGACCCAGAAAUACAACCGUUGGUCGCCGAUGUCCUUCAUAUGGUGCCUAAGGAAAUCCUAAUAGCCAUGAUAAAUUCUCAGCCUGAUUCUAAAAUCAGAAUCACUGAGUGCAUCAACGCAACAGGUGGAACCACCAGAUGUGUGAGAUAUGCGUCUUGGACAAAACGAAAGCUCAUCCCAGAUUUCUUGAAGGGCGUGAAAUGGCAAGCAUGUAUGGGGCAAUUGAGAGAUCAAGAGGCUCAUGAUGUGUGUUGGGCUAUCGUGGUGAGUGAACUUGUACGUGCUCUUAGACAGAUUGAAGGACUUGAUACGGACUCCAAUAUAGAAUAUUCUCCACAAGACUUGAUUGACUUUGUAGACAUUGAGAAACGAAGAGUGGAGAACAAGAAAGGUCACUAUUGCUACACCUCAAAUCUCACAAAAGGUUUUGAAUAUGUUAAGAGGAAAGGAAUUCUGAGAGAAGAAGACAGACCCUUCACUGGAUGCUCUCAAGACGUUCCUCCUGCUCGCACUGCGUCUUCCCAACUCGGGUAUAUCAAAGACUAUGUAAGGCUCAAGACAAUCGAUGAGGCCCUUCUCCACCUUAAAAAACAUCCCAUUGGAGCAGCUAUGCCGAUUUUUCUCCCAGAGUACAAAGAGAUUGGAGAUAAUGGAGAACUAAUAUACCGCGGACCUGUUAGUCAGAAUUCUAAAUUUCACUCUAUGCAUGCGGUUUCUCUAAUGGAGGUGGGUGAAGAAAACGGGGAGAGUUAUGUUCUUGCGAGAACAAGCCAUGGGAAGAAUUUCGGAGAUGGUGGCUACAUAAAGAUCUCACUGGAUGUUGUCUUUGUCUACAUACCUACGCCUGGAGAAAUCGUGAACUCUGACGCUAUGAAGUAUUUUAGCAAGCCAGGAUCACUUCUCUCAAGGUUCAGCUAUCCAUUGUUAUUGACAAAGGAUGAGGAGUUACAAAAGAAGAUCGAUCAAGAUAAGGAAGCUUCAUGCGACAGAAUGGAUCAAGACAAGCAGUUUCAUGCGACGGAAUGGAGUUUUGAAUGGAGUUUUGAGGAUUGGUUUGAUGGAUAACUUUCGUCUUUCGUAUUUGGGACAUGUGCUUAUUUUCCAACUCUUUUUGUCCAACUCUUUUGUCCAACUUCUUUUUACAACUCUUUUGCCAUACUCCUUUCUGGUGGUUUGGUUAUUUAAGAGGAUUCUGAUUCCUAUUUG
Messenger RNA from Thlaspi arvense, 1396 nucleotides. Lineage: Eukaryota; Viridiplantae; Streptophyta; Magnoliopsida; Brassicales; Brassicaceae. The record is from the annotation of a GenBank genome assembly.